Molecule: messenger RNA, 2109 nt
Organism: Cajanus cajan (pigeon pea)
Lineage: Eukaryota; Viridiplantae; Streptophyta; Magnoliopsida; Fabales; Fabaceae
Product: F-box/FBD/LRR-repeat protein At5g22660
Molecular function (GO): protein binding
Source: RefSeq, a predicted model, not a curated record
ACCAUUUGUUGAUUAGUGUUUGUUUUGGAGCCACUAAACCCUCCAUAAUCCCAUUAAUCCCGAGAAACCAGAAAGACACUUCAUUUCACAGCAGUUAGGUUUUGCAAAGCAAAAAUGUUUCAUUAGAGUAGUGGGAGAUCAAAACGAAAGCCAAAGAAAUUCCAUCCCAUUCUCUAAUCGCGUUACACCCAUUCUCUGUUUCGCAAUGCACUCUUAAGCACUUGUCAUUUCCACGUCCCAAACAAAACCCAUUCCAAUGGCCGAACGGCCACAGAGAAGAAAGCUCCUCAAAGCAGCCCCAGAGAGCGAUCAGAACGACGCCAGUGACAGACUCAGUGCACUUUCGGAUUGCGUCCUUCUCCUCAUCCUCUCGCGCUUGGACACAAAAGAAGCCGCGGUCACUUCGAUUUUAUCCACCCGAUGGAGACACCUUUUCCUCUCGCUGCCCCAAAUCACUCUACAGUUCUCCCCAAACGACGACGUUUCACACCGCGAGAGGCUCUUCAGCAUUUUCACGCCCUUCGCCAACAGAGUCCUCCGACACCGAAACAAUGCGCCUAUCAACAAGAUUCGACUAAGCGUCACCCACUCCGUCGAAAGCUUCCGACCGGGUUUUCAGUCCUUGCUGUGUUCCGCCGCCGCCGCGCUGGCCACUUACAGGGUCGAAAACAUUAGCGUUUUCGUCGAACUCGACAAAACGACCGAGCCGUUCCGCGUUUCGGUGCCACGUGGGAUGUUCUCCUCGGACACUCUUGUCGGGUUGCAUCUAAGCCUCCGCGUGAGAUGGAGCGUUCCGGAACUCGUUUCGUUGCCGAAUUUGAAGUAUCUUCACUUGGUCUCGUUCAGGUUGGGGGACGAGGAUUCUGUUCCGAGGUUUCUCCGAGGUUGUCCUUCCCUUGAGAAUUUGGUGCUGAUUCUGCGGGAGUUGGAUGAGGGUGAGAGCGAGGAAGGUGGUGGAGUUGAGACUCUUCGCGUCUCGAGUCCCUCGCUGAAGUGUGUGAUGCUGUUUUGGGAAGAGGAGGUUGAAUCGGAUUUCAAUGUUUUCGUGAGGUCGGAGAGUCUCGAGAGCUUGUUCUGCUCUCUGCAGGGGCGGCACAAGGUUACUGUGGAUGCGCCGAAUCUGAAGUCUUUGAGCCUUGUUGGUCACGUGCUUGAAGUUGACAUAAUUCAGAGCUUGGUGUCUAUCGAUGAGGCGGUUAUAAAAGCUGGGUUUCUGUUUCAGGUGGCGGAUGUGGAUGAUUUGAUUUUGCGCGCGGGUCAUGCUUUCACAUUUUUCAGUGGCUUGCAGCAUGUGAAGUCUCUUAGUUUGUCUGAGAAUAUUAUGAAGGCUCUGUAUUUUUCUCCACCAGUAAUGCCAACUUUCAGGAACCUGGUCAAGCUAAAGCUUACGCCUGUCUAUUGCCAUUAUUUUCCUCGAAACUGGAUCCUACAGGUGUUAUUCAAAUUGUUUGAAAGUUCUCCAAACGUUGAACUGCUUAGCUUAAGUGAGGUAAGUGACAACUACUUUGGCGAAGAUGCCGAUUUUGAUUCUGUUUUUCCGCGGGCUCUUCCACUGUCUUUCGUUGAACAUCUUAAGGUAAUAGAAAUGAAUGAUUUUAAAGGUGGGGAGCAUGAAUUCAAGCUGGUGGAAUAUUUUUUGAAGAAUGGUAAAUCUUUGGAAAAGAUUGCUCUUGAAAGAGAUGGUUGGAAGUCUGUUCCGAAAGAUUGCCACAGGAUACUUUCCUUCAAGAAGUGCUCAGAGGAUUGUCAAAUUGUAUUCAGAAAGAAAUGGGAUUUUAUAAAAUGCCCGGAAUUGCGACAGGCAAUGAAUCUUUCUCCUUAAUGUUCCUGAAUCUUUCUCCUUAAUGUGCCUGAAUCUUUAUCCUUAAUAGGUUUACUUUUGUGGCAAACUGAUAGGCAUUAUUUCGGUAAUUUCAGUUGCAGAUUAAGAAAUUCUUUUCAUGGAUAUAACAUCUUAGAGCCAAUUUUUUUGUGUAGAAGUGUUCUGUUCUAAGAUUUAGAAAUUAGUAUUAAUGCACGGUUUAGAAGUUUUUCUAAAUUGGUCGUUCAUAUUUUAUUUUUUGAUGUGAUUGAUGACCUUGCUGUAGAAGUGUAAGCAAGUUUUGAAGA